AUGGAUGUGACCGUGCCCUUCGAAAAUAUCUUCGAGGCACUCGAGAAAGCGAGGAUCGUAAAUAUCGCGAUGUACCAGCCCCUCGCGGACGCGUUGGCAUGGUUACAUUGUACAUGCCGACGGCUUCGUCUAGGUGCCUGGAACUCGCAUAACGAGCAUGUUAACACGUUUUUGCGGAUCUCGUCAAGGUACGCUGCCUUGAUGAGAAAACUGGUGAUGUCGGAGACGAUUUCGUUUUCCCAGGACACGUACGUCGAGCAUGUCUGGGACAACCGAAAGCAUGCUGACCCGCGCCAAUCGUUUUGUUAUAUCUUUGCUGGUUAUAUCUUUGCCACCGGAGUAUAUUCUCAGCGUAAUGCCGCUGGUUCUGUAAUUCUCUGCAUGUUUGCAUGGCCCUCAGGGCAACUGUGUGUGUUUGAGUGGGUGGUAAGUUGGAGACCCGUGCGAGAAUACUUCCAGCUCUGCAUUUUUCUGAGAUUUUCUAUUUUAUCGUGCCCUGUGGGCAGAUUUGUCAGCUUUUCUUUGUAUCAUCGCUCGGGAGAAACAUUGCUUGCCUAAAUAAAGUCCUAUUAGAUUGGUCGUUAUAUAUUAAUGAACUGUGUAUAUAGUGAUCGCAGCGAUGCGUAUCUUGUAUAAGACUAUCAAAAUCAAAAUAAUGUUUUUAUAGGGAGAAUUUGAGUAUUUUAAAGGAGCAUAUGUAUACACGACCAAGAACAGCGGAAUAUUUCCGAGAGUAUAA
Molecule: messenger RNA, 739 nt
Organism: Heterotrigona itama
Lineage: Eukaryota; Metazoa; Arthropoda; Insecta; Hymenoptera; Apidae
Source: the annotation of a GenBank genome assembly